AUGGUUGGGUGGCAAGCUGGAGGCGUAGUAGGGGAUGAAGGCGUGGAGGUGAUGACAGUAGACUUCUCAUUUAAAGUCAAACUUAUUGAGGAAGUAUGUCCAUCUCUAUCCCCAUCACUAAAGCUCGAAGAAGUGGUUGGAGAAGUAGGCGAUGCGGUAGAAGAUGACGGCGAACUACUCGACAUAGCAGACAAAGAACCUCUCGAGACAACAGACGCCAAACUGGUUGAACCCAUCGAACCCAUAGAACGCGUAGAAUUGACAUUGAUAGGAAGACCAUACUUCACAUCCCCAUCCCCACUCCCUGCCCCAUGA
Messenger RNA from Hymenoscyphus albidus, 315 nucleotides. NCBI's taxonomy places the organism in Eukaryota, Fungi, Ascomycota, Leotiomycetes, Helotiales, Helotiaceae. The record is from the annotation of a GenBank genome assembly.